Molecule: messenger RNA, 1197 nt
Organism: Symbiodinium natans
Lineage: Eukaryota; Dinophyceae; Suessiales; Symbiodiniaceae
Source: the annotation of a GenBank genome assembly
AUGCGAGCAAGCCCCCAGAGACGCACAUCAUUCUUGGACGCCCCAACGUCGCCGAGAAACAGGGAUGCGGUCACCCUGGUGUCCUUACAGAAGAAGUCCGUGACACAGAUCCUCUCUGCCACCGGGGAUGAGCUUGCUGCUGAAGUUGAAGUCGCGAGUCCGCUCCUGGACACAGGUUCUGUGCUCCUCCAGCAGAUGCCCAUGUGCAUCCUUGUGUUGAUCGUAUGUUUAGUGGCGCUUCAACUCGGAGGAUUCGUGACGCUCAGCAUUUUGGGAAUACCGCCGCGCACUGGCGCUGUUUUCAUGCACCUAGCAAGCUUCCUGGCAAGUGUGACUGGAGUUCGAUGUGCAUAUCUGCUCAAGAAGGCUCUGAGUUCCCAGACGCUGCUUGCUGCCCUUUGCAAGCUCGACCAGUUCGUGUUCGACCUGAAGCUGGAAUGGUCGACUGCGUCUCGAAAGGAGUUCAGAGUUUGCGUUGCGGCCUGGAUUCUGGUGACCGCGCUGUAUUCGGGUCUGCAGGGACGCGAGGUGUGGAAGACAGGACUGGAGGAGCUCCCAUGGCCCAAGUACGUUGCCUCGAUAUCUCUGGCAGCAGUGGAGGCGGUUGUCUUCAUGAUGUCCAGCGCGCUCGUCAUCACCACAUCCUUCAUCCACUCCAAUCUUCUGCUGGGCUUGGACAGAGCCUUGGAUUGCUAUUGCUUCUGUGUCAUGGCCGAUAUGGACUUCGAAGUGGCCGUCAGCGCAUGGAACAGUCUGCAGGCCUUACUUCAGUGCAUCGGCCGCGAGUUCUCAGACAGCUUCUUCACAUCGCAGGCUUCUGGCGGGCUCGGUUUUGCCGUGGUGCUUGCAAGUGGGAUGAUGUUGGCCUACCAAACCGCGUUCGAUGGCAGCUUGCUCGCCCAGGAGCUCGCGAUGGCAUUGCCGGUGUUGUUCUUUCUGGCCCUGAACCUUCGGGUAUUCUACCACGCGAGCUCCCUCACAGAAAAGUGCGCGCACAUUCCUGCAUUCGUGAACCAGAUCCCAACGGGCAGUAGCAUUGACCUGGAUCGCCAGUAUCUUGUGCGAUUCAUUUCCGACAGCUCUCCGGGGUUUGUGGUGAAAGAUCUUCGGAUCUCUCGAUCGAUGUUCGUGAAGCUUUGCAUCUUCACCGGUGGUGUCCUUUCAGCGCUCCUGGGAGUUCUGUCACGAGCCUACUAG